CUGACAGGACCGGUCAUGCUAGCAGGGCUGGUGCGGCACCGGCAGUCAGGGCAGAUCAUGGUGCUGAAGAUGAACAAGCUGAUGAGCAACCGGGGCAACAUGCUGCGGGAAGUGCAGCUCAUGAACCGCCUCUCCCACCCCAACAUCCUCCGGUUCAUGGGUGUCUGUGUGCACCAGGGGCAGCUGCAUGCACUCACGGAGUACAUCAACGGAGGAAACCUGGAGCAGCUCCUGGACAGCCCAGCCCCCCUGGCCUGGCCCACGCGCAUCAAGCUGGCGCUGGACAUCGCCCGCGGCCUGCGCUACCUGCACUACAAAGGCAUCUUUCACCGCGACCUCACCUCCAAGAACUGCCUGGUGAAGUGCGAGGACAAUGGCUACACGGCUGUGGUGGGAGACUUUGGCCUGGCCGAGAAGAUCCCCAUCUACAGUGAGGGCAGCGAGAAGGAGCCGCUGGCUGUGGUGGGCUCGCCGUACUGGAUGGCGCCGGAGGUGCUGCAUGGGGAACUGUACAACGAGAAGGCUGACGUCUUCGCCUACGGCAUCAUCCUGUGUGAGAUCAUUGCCCGGGUGCCGGCUGACCCCGACUACCUGCCCCGCACCGAGGAUUUUGGCCUGGACAUUGCCGCCUUCCGCAACCUGGUGAGGGACGACUGCCCGGCGCCCUUCCUCCAGCUGGCCUUCCACUGCUGCCGUAUGGAGCCAACAUCCCGGCCCUCCUUCCUGGAGAUCACACAGCGCCUAGAAGGCAUCCUGGAGCAGCAGCUAGGAGCGGAGGGCACAGUGCCCAGCGUCCAGGCUGAUGGGGAGGCCAUGCCUACGCCUAAGACACCAGCAGCUCUAAACGGGGAUGCUGCGCCUGCUCCCAUCCGUGUCGAACCACUGCCCCGGUGCGAGCCCAGCCCGUGGCUGCUGCCGCCACCCGACUACCGCCUCUCCCGCAGCCAGUCAGACAUGUUCCCACCACGCUCCCCUGGCUCGCGGCGGCCUCUGCAGCCCGAGGUGGAUGCACGCACUAGAGAAACACCGCCCCGCCUCAACCCCUUCUCCCAACGUGAGGACCUCAAGGGAGGCAAGACCAAGCUGUUUGACACGCCCAGCAAGUCGGUCAUCUCUCUGUCCUUCGACCUGCCACCCCCCGCCGCCUUCUCGCCCGGCAGCCCCGUGACGCCCGAGCCCACGGUGGAGGCGCACUGUGACUUCUCGGCCCCCGUGGUGCUCACCCGCAGGUGCCACUCACUGCCCGCCUCCCCCGAGCUGCCACGACACGCUGGGCUGGCCCUGGGUGUUGAGUCAGACUCUGCCUCCCACCAGCCACCAGCUCUGUGCCCUGUGGAGGCCCCUGCGCCCCCCCCGCUUCUCCCACCACUGCGCUGGGGGCAGGCACCGGAGCUGGGGGGCCGCUCAGCACUGCCCAACCCUGUGGGAGUGGAACUGAUGGACUGCAGCCCCGACAGCCCUGACCCACAGCAUGGGCCACCACCGGCUCCAGUGCCGGCCAACAGCAACUUCAUUCGCACGGCAGCCACGGACGCGAGGCCCUGGGCCCCGGAGGCCCUGCCACCCAACGGGCUGCGGUUCAACAACAACCACGUGGUGGUGAGCAAGCCCCAUGCCUGGGGCCGGGGUCUGGAGCACGGCUUCUCGGAGCUGAGCGUGCCACCUGCGGGCACCUUCGAGCGGACGGAGCACAGCGGUGCGGGGCUGGAGCAGGAUGAGGUGCUGGCCUGUCCCGGCUGCUGCCUGGGUCCCUUCAGCUUCAGCCUGGCCUCCGUGUGCCAGCGGCCCGCGCCCAGCCCGCCACGCUACCAGAACCUCAACUGCGAGGCCAAGAGCCUGCUGUGCCAGGACCGGGGCCGCCACCACAAGCCCCCGGGGCUGGUGCUAGCCGAGCCCAGCCUGAAGUUGCCCGAGGCACAGUCCUAGUCCUGGGCACAAUGGCCGCGGCCAGGUCUGGAGCCUGCGCUGACCUGCCAAAACCCUCGCCUGUCAUCUCCCUGCCCAACAUGCCCCGCACAGUGAGUGACAUGUGGGCCUGGGCUCAUCUUGGCAAGCAGCACCAUUUGGGGUGCAACCAGCAGGGCAGACGUGCCAGGGAGGCGGCAGCUUGGCCCUGACUCACCAGCGAGCCCCGGUGCCCAGGAAGCACAGUGCUGCGGUCCAGUGCCCGGGACGAGUGUAUCAGGUGCUGGCAGUGCCCCAUGGCCACGGCCCCGGGCGCAAGUGCAAUAACACGGCUGCCUCAGCACUGUCCAGACAGGAGAGGCUGGGUACUGGUUUCCCCCAACCGGGGGCACUGGGCCAUGCCCCUUUCUGGGGGGACCUCAUGCCUCACCUCUGAGGCGACAGGCUGGGGUGUGGGCUCUGCCCAUCCAGCAUUGGCUGGCCUCACUCACCAGCUAGGAAGCCAGUGCCCGGGGGCCUGGAUCGGGCCGGGGGCUAGAGCUGGGGGUGGGGGGUGGUCUUGUGGGGGGGGUGGGUUCAUCGGGCCUGCCCUGCUUUGCCCGGGGCAGUGGGACGGUUGUGCACAGAUGAGGGGUGGGGACGUCAGAGGUGUGGGGGUCCCGGUGACGGACCAGCUACUGGGGGUGGCCUGUGUGCAAUAGGGUGGCUGGGGGUGCCCCUGCCCCGGCGCUCCCUUCCCCACACACAUUGCACUGGUGAAUGCAAUCUCUGGGGUUUAAUAAUAUGACCAUGAGCGUGAGCAGCACGAAUGGCAGUAAUAUAUAUCCUGGCUUCUUUACAGUGUUGAAUAAACCUGCCUGUCCUGUAA
This is a messenger RNA of Alligator sinensis (Chinese alligator), 2773 nucleotides long. RefSeq names its product testis associated actin remodelling kinase 1 (gene TESK1). Gene Ontology annotation, biological process: positive regulation of stress fiber assembly; protein phosphorylation; actin cytoskeleton organization. The transcript has 10 exons. The coding region runs from base 16 to 1926 and encodes 636 amino acids. The record is from RefSeq and is a predicted model, not a curated record. Gene Ontology annotation, molecular function: ATP binding; protein serine/threonine kinase activity. Gene Ontology annotation, cellular component: cytoplasm; nucleus. Lineage: Eukaryota; Metazoa; Chordata; Crocodylia; Alligatoridae.